CGCGACGACGGCAUGUUCGUGACAACAUGAAAAAGAAAAAGUGUGAAAGAUUAUUGUGAACCAGGGAGAUCGAGCAAGGCAGAGGAGAGGAGAGGAGAGGAGAGGAGAGAUUCAAGGAGGAGAACACACCCAACCAAACCUGCCAGAGUUCCCUGGUUGCCAUGGAUCCCCCUCCCUCUCUGAGCUUGGCCCUUCUUUCCGGGAGCGAAGAAGAUGAUCAACACUCUCCCCACCCUUUGAGUGGUAUCUCCCAUACGUCCAUUUCCAGCAACUAUCCGGGCAGCAAUCACUCUAACCACACGGGUGGAACCAGCAGCCUGGAGCGGCUCAAUGGCACACCAUCACCAACUGGCCCAAACCUUCCGCCAGUCUCUUUGCCCAAGCUUCCACUGGUGACGACACCACAGCUGCCGGCACCAAUCCCCAAUGCACUGCACCCUACCAGCACACCACUCUCGUCCUGUCUGGGCAGUCAGCAUAGCCUGAGUGGUGAAACGUCACCGAUCUACAACGCCCUGUUUUAUUCCUCUCACUCACCGACAGGCGAACGAGAACGGGAUCGAGGUUGUAAGCACAGGCAGGCCAGUCCACUGGUGCACCGCAGGGACAGUAACCCAUUCACUGAGAUUGCCAUGAGCUCAUGCAAGUACACUGGUGGUGUGAUGAAACCUCUCAGCCGUCUCAGCGCCUCGCGCAGGAACCUCAUUGAGUCUGACAGUGGAAGUGACAGCAAAGAGGGUGGGGCUGCCACUGGACAUGGGGCAGUGCUCUCCUCCUCCUCCUCUGCUACUGCACCUCAGAACCCACCGGAGAUUGUCAUCUCGUCCAAAGAGGAUCCACCAUAUGGACAUGUCUAUGAGCUCGAGUCAUCGGCUAAUCAGAUGUCUAUCUAUCACCAGAACCACACCCUCUCUGAGAGCAGGGGCACCUUAGGGUUGACGGGCAGUGGGGGCAAUGGACGGCAGGCCGGGGCAGGUGGAGAGACCGGGAGGACAGCCUCUAAAGCUCCUAAGCGCAAGAACCAGAAUAUUGGUUAUAAGCUUGGCCACCGGAGGGCGUUGUUCGAGAAGAGGAAGAGACUCAGUGACUAUGCGCUCAUCUUUGGCAUGUUUGGCAUCGUCGUCAUGGUGAUCGAAACAGAGCUUUCCUGGGGUGUCUAUAGCAAGAGCUCCAUGUAUUCCCUGGCAUUGAAAUGUCUUAUCAGCCUGUCUACCAUCAUCCUCCUUGGGCUCAUCAUCGCUUACCAUGCUCGAGAGGUGCAGCUGUUUGUCAUUGAUAAUGGCGCAGACGACUGGCGCAUCGCCAUGACCAUGGAGCGAGUAUUGUUGAUUGCGCUGGAGCUGCUGGUCUCAGCUGUGCACCCAGUGCCUGGAGACUUCAAGUUUGUGUGGCGCGCUCGACUUGCGUUCACCUACAUCCCCUCGCAGGCGGAGGCUGACCUGGAUAUGGUGCUAUCCGUGCCCAUGUUCCUCCGACUCUACCUCAUCGCCCGUGUUAUGCUCCUCCAUAGCAAGCUGUUCACCGAUGCCUCCUCCCGGAGCAUAGGGGCUCUCAACAAGGUGCACUUUAACACACGGUUUGUGAUGAAGACCCUGAUGACUAUCUGCCCAGGUACAGUGCUUCUGGUCUUCAGUAUCUCCCUGUGGAUCAUUGCAGCCUGGACUGUACGAGUAUGUGAGAGGUACCAUGAUGCUCAGGAUGUGACCAGCAAUUUCCUGGGAGCCAUGUGGCUCAUCUCCAUCACCUUCCUCUCCAUUGGUUAUGGAGACAUGGUGCCUCAUACCUACUGUGGCAAGGGAGUGUGUCUUCUGACUGGCAUUAUGGGGGCAGGCUGCACAGCGCUGGUUGUUGCUGUGGUAGCAAGGAAGCUGGAGCUGACCAAGGCUGAGAAGCACGUGCACAACUUUAUGAUGGACACACAGCUCACAAAACGGAUAAAGAAUGCAGCAGCCAACGUUCUUCGAGAAACAUGGCUGAUCUACAAACACACCAAGUUGAUGAAGAAGAUCGACCACUCACGUGUGCGCAAGCACCAGAGGAAAUUUCUGCAAGCCAUCCACCAACUGCGAAGUGUAAAAAUGGAGCAAAGAAAACUGAGUGACCAGGCCAAUACACUAGUGGACCUCUCAAAGAUGCAGAGCGUGAUGUAUGAGCUCAUGUCUGAGCUGAAUGACCGCAGUGAAGAUCUGGAGCGCCAGAUGUUGAGCCUGGAGCAGCGAGUGGAGCAGCUCACGGCAGGUUUCAGCGCUCUGCCUGCUCACCUCUCAGCCACGCUAAAUGCACAGCAUGCUGCGCUCAUCCGCUUACUGCAGGAGCGAGAUGCCCAGACCCCCAGCCCCAACGUGCCCGUCCUUAUUACCCCUAAGCCCAGUGCCAACAACCAGGCCUCAGAAGAGAGCCCCAACACCAGUACAUCCAACUGCUGA
Neoarius graeffei (lesser salmon catfish) is the source of this 2426-nucleotide messenger RNA. It is a transcript of the gene kcnn3, whose product is annotated as potassium intermediate/small conductance calcium-activated channel, subfamily N, member 3. The transcript has 10 exons. Bases 162 to 2426 code for a protein of 754 amino acids. NCBI's taxonomy places the organism in Eukaryota, Metazoa, Chordata, Actinopteri, Siluriformes, Ariidae. The record is from RefSeq and is a predicted model, not a curated record. Gene Ontology annotation, biological process: potassium ion transmembrane transport. Gene Ontology annotation, molecular function: calmodulin binding; small conductance calcium-activated potassium channel activity. Gene Ontology annotation, cellular component: neuron projection; neuronal cell body; plasma membrane.